GCCGGGGCGGCGGGGGCGCUGCGCGGGUUCCCGCAGCCGGCUCCGGGUCACUCCGCCCUGCCCGGGUCACCGCUGCCGGGCCCGGGUCAUUGCUGCCCGGCCCGGGGUCCUCUCCGCCGUGCGCGACCCCUGUCCCCUCCUCUCUGUCCCGUGCCCUCCGGCCGGGCUGCGGCGGGGAGCGGGGCGAGGCCGAUCGCCACCGCCGGGAUGGGCAGAGCCGGCACCGCGCGGCUGCGGGGCCUCCACGCGUGACAGCGGGGCGGGCAUGGGCCUUCCGCGCGUGGCGCCGGGGCGUCCCGGGACAGCGGGACAGCGGCGGAGCCGUGCGCUGUGACAUCGGCAUGGCGGCGGCUGGAGCGCUGCUGUAGCGUCCGUACCGCUGUGGGACCUGCAUCCGCACGGUGACACCGGGCUCUGGCCAUGGAGCCGGGCACCAUCGACAACCUGUCCAUCCUGUACCAGAGCUCCGACUUCAUCGUGGUCAACAAGCACUGGGACCUGCGCAUCGACAGCAAGAUGUGGUACGAGACGCUGACCCUGCAGAGCCAGCUCAAGCACCGCUUCCCCGAGCUGGCCGACCCCGACACCUACUACGGCUUCAGGUUCUGCCACCAGCUGGAUUUCUCCACCAGCGGGGCCCUGUGUGUGGCGCUCAACAAAGCAGCAGCGGGCAGUGCCUACAAGUGCUUCAAGGAGCGCCUGGUGACCAAAGCCUACCUGGCUCUGGUGAGAGGCCACGUGAGCCAGAGCCGGAUGACGAUCCGCUACGCCAUCGGGAAGAACACCACGGAGGGCAUGACCCACAUGAUGUGCAUCGAGGGCACAGAGGGCUGUGAGAAUCCCAAGCCAUGCCAGUCGGAGCUGAUCGUGCUGGAACAUGGAUCCUACAGCGGAGACCCUGUCACCAAAGUGCUGCUGCAGCCACUGACAGGGAGGACUCACCAGCUCCGGGUUCACUGCAGCGCCAUCGGCCACCCCAUCGUGGGGGACUUCACCUACAGCCACAGGCAGGACAGCAAUCCCUACAGGAUGAUGCUCCACGCCUACUACCUGCGCAUUCCCACCCGCAAGGAGCUGAUCGAGGUGUGCGCGCCCGACCCCUUCGUCACCGCCAUGGACAGCAACUGGGUGCCCCAGCACGUCACCCAGCGGCUGGAGGAUGUCAUCCAGGAGCUCAAGGACAAGGGGACACAGAAGGAGGAGGAGGAGGAGAGCCGGGAAGCUGCCAGAGAGGAGGGAGCAGGGGGUGAAGGCAGCAGGGAGGAGACGGAGGAGCAGCGGGCGCGGUGCGAGCAGUGGCUGGCUGAGUGGGCUCUGGAGUGAGCACGAAGCACAUCCCUGCAUUUCCAGCUCCAGCCUUGUCCCAGCGGGUCCCCACGGAGCCCAGCGCUGCCUCCACACCUGCACUCCCUCUGUGGCUUCCCUCGCUCCUGGGGCUGGCAUCAGGUGGAUUUUAGGAGCGGUUGAGGUGGGGUUAUUUUGUGAUGCCCAUCAUCCAUCUGGUCAUGGGAUGUCCUUUUCCCAGUCCUAGGCCUCAGCAGCAGAGUCAGUGUCACAUUCCACCUCAGAGUGACCCCAAAGCUUUCCAUCCCUGUCCUGGGGCUGGGGCACAGCUGGGCACUGCCUUUGCCGUGGACAUUCCCACAACCUUUCCAUGCUUGAAUGCAGAAUUGCAGCCCAGCACAGGGAGGGGAGAACAUGCUGGGUGCAGCUCCAGUGUCCCUGUCCCCCAUUCCCUCACUCCAGCUGCUGUGUCGUGUGGGAUGUGGGAGACUGGGGGCUGGAGCACAUUCUGGGGACACUGAUAGUCCCCCAGUCCCAGGGUGUCCUGUGAAACUGGACUGGGAUGGGCAUGGAAAGGUCCCUGCCCCUCACCCCCUCCCUCCCUCAGCCCACCUGGGUGGUUUUUAAAGGUGUGGUGAAGGUGAAGGAGUUGAUACCAAUGGAUUUUAAACUUUUUUAAAUUUCUAGAAAGAGAAUCUAGUCUUUUAGGGUUUGUAAAAUACAGGUGGUCUCAGGAAUGAGGUAUUUUUAGUACUUCUGUGGUCGGAGAGCCAGUAGCCCAAAGCUUUUUUAAUGGAUUUUAUUAUUCCUUCUACUAGCACUGCCUUUCCUGCUUUUAUCCCUGCUGAGACAGGUCAGAGGACACAAGUCCCUUUCUGCUCACCCACCUGAGGAGGGGUCAGUGUCCUGUGUAGGUCCCAUGGGGGGCUCCUGCCCGGCAGGUUUCCAGAGGGUCCUGCAGGCAGGUCCUUCAGCUGGGCAGUCUGGGAAAGCUCUGGAAUAGUAGGAAAAGAACAAAGGUGAAAGAAAGGCUAAGAACUGAUGUGAACAGCAGGCAGGAGCUCAGCUUUGACAGAUGCCAAGAAAUUUCCUUGGAAGUGCCCUUGCUUUGCUGGUCAUCCUGCUUUGCUUUCCCGUUCCCUGCUCAUCCUCUGCAGCCCUUGGGGGACAUUUGAAAACGAGGAGAAAGGGACAGCUGGGGAGGGACAGCUGGAGCCACACAGCCCCAUCCCAGGGCUUUCAAGGACCACAUCAGCACUUGCCCAGACCUGUCACCUCACCAGCCCCAUCCCGUUGAAAACACCUGAUGGGCUUCACACAGCUGAUACUCCCACCCCGAGGGGGGAAUAAAAAGUCACAGCCCUCUCCUUGUGGAUAAAGACGCCCUGAAAAUCACCAAAAUCCCUGGGGGGGUGGGGGGAGAAUUGGAUCACCUGUCCUGUGUGUCCCUUUCUGUUGUGGCUUGGUGCCACCACUGCAGGGUGGGGAUGGCCUGAGGUGCCAGCCCUGGGUGCUGGGUGGGCACGGUGGGCCCAGAGGAGCAGGAGCGCCUUGUCCUUCCUCGUGGAUGGAAGGGGCCGGGCAGGUCCCGCAGCUGGGAAGGAACACAAGGAAUCUGUUUGCCAAAGAUUCGAGGGGUGACGCGCACGGGAGGCGCUGGAAAGGGACAAGGGAUUCGCACGGGGGGACCCAGCCUUGUCCGCGCUGGAACCUCAUCCACGGCUGGGAUGAGGUGUGGGGACAUGGGGACAUGGCUGGCACCCCGAGCCCACCGUGUUUGCGUCGAGGAGCUCCCCACACCCCAGCCCAGCCUGUGCGUGCUGCUUUUCCCCAGCGCCACAGAUAAAAGGGAAUUUUCCUUACCCUGCAGAGGGAGUUUUCCAGGCGUCCUUCCCGGCUGCGUUCCAGGGCAAGGUCCCCGUCCUGUCCCCUCCUGCCCGCGGGGCUGUGGCUCCUCCGGUGCCCUGGGGUUGUGGUGUGGCUGUGAUGUCCGUGCACUCCGCAGUUCCAGUUUUAGUGUAUUUGCUGUAUUAAACGUGUCUCUGCCCUUCA
Molecule: messenger RNA, 3336 nt
Organism: Pyrgilauda ruficollis (rufous-necked snowfinch)
Lineage: Eukaryota; Metazoa; Chordata; Aves; Passeriformes; Passeridae
Gene: RPUSD1
Product: RNA pseudouridine synthase domain containing 1
Exons: 6
Coding region: 421-1323 (300 amino acids)
Biological process (GO): pseudouridine synthesis
Molecular function (GO): RNA binding; pseudouridine synthase activity
Source: RefSeq, a predicted model, not a curated record